AUGGAUUCUGCAGCAACUACUUCUUCAAGAAUAAAGCCUUUUUUUAUAGAGGGAGAUUACGGUCCUGAUUCUGUUGCGGAAAUGGAAACCGGAUCCUCGGUUAACGGCCGUCGACAGAAUCAUUCUAUAAUUCCGAGCGCCUUUUAUUGUAAUUCUCCGCCGAGAAUGAGGAAUCUAUCGAUGCGUGUUCUCUCUGCAACCAACCUCUCAGUACUAAUAAAGACAUCUUCAUGUAUAGGUACACCUUCGACUCCAUUCUGCAGUGUAGAGUGCAGACGAGAUCAAAUAGAGAUUGAUGAAGCCAAAGAGAAGAAAUUGAAUCUCUCUGCUUCAGUGAGAGCCUUAAGAACAAAGCAGCAAACAAAAUCAAGUUCAUCCAAUAAACCCCAACCAGAUUCCCCUUUCCGUACUGGUACAGUCUUUGCUGCUUAA
Messenger RNA from Olea europaea var. sylvestris, 432 nucleotides. RefSeq lists its product as uncharacterized. The record is from RefSeq and is a predicted model, not a curated record. The transcript has 2 exons. NCBI's taxonomy places the organism in Eukaryota, Viridiplantae, Streptophyta, Magnoliopsida, Lamiales, Oleaceae. Bases 1 to 432 code for a protein of 143 amino acids.